This is a messenger RNA of Eruca vesicaria subsp. sativa (arugula), 733 nucleotides long. The record is from the annotation of a GenBank genome assembly. Lineage: Eukaryota; Viridiplantae; Streptophyta; Magnoliopsida; Brassicales; Brassicaceae.
CAGAGCUUUACCCUUCUCUCGUUCACAAUCCCGCCAAAGACACUGAGAGAGAGAGCGAGAGACUUGUGAGUGAAAAUCAGUAAGAACUCGUGACCUGAAGAGAACCAGCGAAGAUGAGUACAAUGAAGUUUUGUCGCGAAUGUAAUAACAUAUUAUACCCUAAGGAAGACAAGGAGCAAUCGAUACUCCUCUACGCUUGCCGUAACUGUGAUCACCAGGAAGCGGCGGAUGAUAACUGUGUGUACAGAAACGAGGUUCAUCAUUCUGUAAGUGAACAAACUCAGAUCCUAUCCGACGUCGCUUCUGACCCCACUCUUCCCCGCACCAAGGCCGUGCGCUGCGCCAAGUGUCAACACGGUGAAGCUGUCUUCUUCCAGGCUACUGCUAGAGGAGAGGAAGGAAUGACUCUGUUCUUCGUUUGCUGCAACCCCAACUGUGGCCAUCGCUGGAGAGAAUAGAACUCUGUUGUAGGGUUACAUUAUCCAUGUGUAAUGUGUUAUUGACUUCCCCUUUAAUUGUGUCAUACAUUUAGUUUGGAGUUUUCUGUGUACAAAUAUGAAAACUGUGGGCUGUGGGGGAUGUUAUGUUGUUCUUGAACUUUCAGGGUCUUUUAUGAUCAUUUUAGUUUUACCUGGGUCUAGUUAUGAAUUUUCUGAUUUAUGUGGGGCCGUUCAGAAAACUCGUCGUUAUCUCAGAUGGGUUUGAAAAUUGGAUACGUGGAAACUGGUUGCUC